UUUACUAUUUGCCAAUUAUGUAUUGAGGAGCAAGCCAACAUGAGAAUCCUCCCUUUUCAUCAAAAUGUCGCUCGUCGUUCCCGAGAAGAACCAUUUCCAGCACAUUCUUCGUCUUUUGAACACCAACGUUGAUGGUCGUGUCAAGAUUCAAAUUGCCUUGACUUCCAUCAAGGGUGUUGGUCGUCGUUUCGCCAACAUUGCCUGUAAGAAGGCUGAUGUUGAUCUUACCAAGAGAGCUGGUGAACUUUCUAGCGAAGAAUUGGAACGUAUCGUCACUGUUCUCCAAAACCCCACUCAAUACAAGAUCCCCACCUGGUUCCUUAACAGACAAAAGGAUAUUGUUGACGGCAAGUCCACUCAAGUCAUCUCUAACGUUCUUGACACCAAGUACCGUGAAGAUCUUGAACGCUUAAAGAAGAUCCGUGCUCACCGUGGUCUUCGUCACUUCUGGGGUGUCCGUGUUCGUGGUCAACACACCAAGACUACCGGUCGUCGUGGACGUACUGUUGGUGUCUCCAAGAAGAAAUAAGUUUCAAAAUACAAGGAGCGAGCUAUAUUGUCAAAUAAAAAGUUAUUUUGCAAAAUUAAGCUUUUUAUUGUUGCUCUUGUUGAUUUGGUGAACAGUAAAGUAUAUAAGUUAGGAGCUUUAUUUGUACGUUUGGGUGUGUGUAAUGUGUUAUUCUUGACAUUGCUCUGGGAAUGCUCGUAUACAUAUUAAGGAUGUAUGCGAUCAAUGGCACCAUUUCUUGAAAGGCUUGUUAAAAAAAAAGCCAUAUAGGUCAUAAUUUACAAGACUGUUUUGCCCUUGUUAACAUUAUUGAGAG
This is a messenger RNA of Rhizopus microsporus ATCC 52813, 824 nucleotides long. Its product is annotated as 40S ribosomal protein-like protein S18. Bases 65 to 529 code for a protein of 154 amino acids. Lineage: Eukaryota; Fungi; Mucoromycota; Mucoromycetes; Mucorales; Rhizopodaceae. The record is from RefSeq and is a predicted model, not a curated record. Gene Ontology annotation, molecular function: structural constituent of ribosome; RNA binding. Gene Ontology annotation, cellular component: small ribosomal subunit; ribosome; cytosol. Gene Ontology annotation, biological process: translation. The transcript is spliced from 3 exons.